Papaver somniferum (opium poppy) is the source of this 885-nucleotide messenger RNA. RefSeq lists its product as uncharacterized. Gene Ontology annotation, molecular function: RNA-DNA hybrid ribonuclease activity; nucleic acid binding. The record is from RefSeq and is a predicted model, not a curated record. The coding region runs from base 1 to 885 and encodes 294 amino acids. The transcript has a single exon. Lineage: Eukaryota; Viridiplantae; Streptophyta; Magnoliopsida; Ranunculales; Papaveraceae.
AUGAAUGGAGAGGAAACUACUACUCAUAUGCUCCUUCAGUGCACCUUUGCUAGAAGUGUGUGGAAUUCCAUAUCUCAAGAAGUUGCUCAAGAGCUUGCAAAUGUUCAAGAUAUACAACAGUGGGUUAAAUCCUGGAGUGACACAAAUUCAAGGAUAAAUUUCAGAAAACAGUCAACCAUCAAUCUUAUUGUCAUUACUCUAUGGUUCAUAUGGAAGGCAAGAUGUGAACUGGUUUUUGACAACAAAAGAAGCUCCACCAACAGUCUUACCAACAAAAUUAGAGAUUAUUGCAGGGAGAAUAAAAUUCAAACUAACAAUAAUCUAAAUCAAGUGCAGGUGCUAUGCAACAACCACAACAGAACAGCUAGAAGCAGAACUAACAUAACCAGUUGGAACCCCCCUCAAAGAGGAUGGUUAAAAGUCAAUAUUGAUGCUUAUGUUCUUCCUGAUAGUAACAUUGCUGGAAUUGCUCUAAUUAUCAGAGAUGUUGCAGGUCAAUUCGUGGAAGCCUGGACAAUGGUAGAAAGAGUGAGAGAUAUUACCCAAGCAGAAGCUGUUGCAGCCUUAAAAGCUCUCCAAUGGAUAUAUCAGCUUCAACUGAAGAAUGUUAUAGUGGAAGGUGAUAAUAAAACAUUUAUGGACAACAUAAAUGGUCUCUGCAAUAUCUCUCCUUGGGAAGAUGGUAAUAUCAUUAGAGAAUGUCAGCAUCUAGUUCUUUGUCUAGGAAGUGUUGUUGUUUGUUUUAGGAAUAGAAAAGGUAAUCAAGUGGCAGAUCUAUUAGCCAAGUUCGCUAGGAGCAAUCUAUGUAGUAGGAAAUGGUGUGUUAAUCUUCUUGUUUGUGUCAGCUCUAAGAUGGAGUCCGAGAAAAUUUCAUGUACUGUGUAA